AUGCCCCAUGAUGCUUUUGAUGAAUUCAUUGCAUCUCCAUCAGAUACCCCUGUGGUGUCGCCAAAGCAAUAUUCUGGAAACGAAAAGCUCAACUUGUCUGGAAGAGUGCUCACUGUUGUGAGUUCGUUGCCAACUAAAAUCUGCAAGAAGACGGACCCUGCUUCGCCAGAGAAUACAUUUUGGGAUGUAGACCUGAUUCGGGGCCAGUCUGCCAUGUAUUCGUCUAUGUUCUUCUUGCAGCAGCAUACAGAUUGGGAGACCCAUUUGAUUGGAUGGACGGGAGAAUUGGUCAACAAAACCAACUUUGAGAGUGACUUGCUGAGCGGGAACAUCCAGGAUGAUCCAUUGUACUUGGAUGAAGAAGAUAAAGCCGACUUGGAGAAGAAGAUGCGUAAAGCCACAAAGAGCGAUCAUGUGCAUCCGGUUUGGUUAUUGAGACGAGACCAAAACCGCUGGAGAAAGUAUGCAGAGAAUGUGAUUUGGCCAUUGUUUCAUUACAUUCAGGUAGACCCCAGUGAUGGAAAGGAGGAGGCACAAGCGUGGCAUGAUUAUGUGAAAUUCAAUGAGGCCUACUUUCAGAAAAUCAAAGCUAUUUACAAGCCUGGGGACAUAAUCUGGAUCCAUGACUAUUACUUGUUGUUGUUACCUCAGUUAUUACGUAUGGAAUAUCCAGAUGCUUUCAUUGGAUUAUAUGUUCAUGCUCCAUUUCCAUCUUCUGAAUAUUUCCGUUGCUUGUCCAAGAGGACACAGUUAUUGGAUGGUAUGAUUGGUGCGGACAAAAUUGCUUUUCAAAGUGAGUCUUUCCAGCGGCACUUUUUGAGUUGCUGUGCCCGUGUCUUAGGGUAUGAAGUAACAAAAUCAUCCGUUUUAGCCUAUGGUUCUACCAUUUCGGUAGAAACAUUGCCAAUUGGUAUUGACACAAAGAAAAUUGAGCAUGAUGCCUUCUCACCAGAGCAUGGAAUUGAACAGAAAGUGGAAGCUCUUCGUGAAUGCUAUCCAGACAAAAAAAUUAUCGUGGGUAGAGACCGUUUAGACAUGGUAAGAGGAGUUGUUCAGAAACUUCAAGCAUUCGAAAUGUUCUUGCAGAUGUUUCCCCACUGGCGUAACAAAGUUGUGUUAAUCCAAGUUUCCUCCCCAGGAUUUUCUCACAGUGCUAAAGUUGAGAAAAAAGUUACUGAAUUGGUCAAUCAAAUCAACUCGAAGUAUGGAAGUUUAAACCAUACACCUGUCCUUCACUAUCAGAUGCGUAUCAACAGAGAUGAGUAUUUGGCACUUCUUCGUGUGGCAGAUUUGGCUCUUAUCACUUCUGUGCGUGAUGGCAUGAACACUACAUCGUUAGAAUUUGUUCUUUGCCAAAAGGAAAAGAAAUCUCCCUUGAUCCUCUCAGAGUUUACAGGAACAGCGUCCGUAUUGCGGGAUGCCAUUCUUGUCAAUCCAUGGGAUUCUGUGGGCAUUGCAAAGACUAUCAACAAUUGUUUCCAUAUGACUGCUUCCAAAAAAGCAGACCUUGAGGACAGAUUAUACAAAUGUGUUUCGUCAAAUACAAUCCAGUCCUGGACAUCGAAGUUUUUAGAGCAUUUGAUCACUCAUGUGGACAAUACUCAUGAGACUCAUUUUACCCCUACUUUGAAUCGGCCAAUGUUGUUAAAACAUUAUCAAAGCCUGAAGCGGCGGUUGUUUUUAUUUGAUUAUGACGGUACAUUGACGCCUAUAGUCAAAGAUCCAGCAGCAGCAAUUCCUUCUUCGCGUUUACUUAAGAUCGUUGACGCCUUGACAGCUGACCCAAAAAAUCAGUUUUGGAUUAUCUCUGGAAGAGACCAAGCAUUUUUGGAAAAGUGGUGGGGUUCGAAGAAUGUUGGUCUCUCUGCAGAGCAUGGUUGCUUUAUGAGAGAUGUUGGCGGAAAAGAAUGGUUCAAUCUUGCUGCUACAUUCGACAUGUCAUGGCAAAAAGUGGUGGAUGAUGUAUUCAAACUGUACACGGAGAAAACGCCUGGCUCCAACAUAGAACGGAAGAAAGUGGCUUUGACAUGGCACUACAGAAGAUCUGACCCGGACUUGGGUCGAUUCCAGGCAGAGAAAUGCGUGGAGGAGCUCAAGAAUGGUGUGGCGAAAGAUUAUGACGUGGAGGUUAUGGCCGGUAAAGCUAAUAUUGAAGUGAGACCCCGUUUCCUUAACAAGGGAGAAAUUGUCAAGCGUCUUGUAUUGAAUCCUCAUGGUGCGAAACAAGAUCCACACAGCGUUAAGUUAAGCACAGAAUCAACGCCAGUAGAGCGCUUGCCUGACUUUAUGUUAUGUUUGGGUGAUGAUUUGACGGACGAAGACAUGUUCCGCUCACUUAAGGACAUUGAAGCAGCUUGGCACUUGAAGGAGGUACCUCAAAAUGAGUUUGGAUCCUAUGGUGUUUAUCCGGUCCUUGUUGGACCAGCUGCCAAAAAAACCAUCGCCACGGCGCAUUUAAACAAUCCAUCACAAGUGAUCGACACUUUGGGGCUUUUGGCAGGACACGUUUCGUUGUUUGAAAGUGCAGGCUCUGUUGAGUUGGAUGACCGGGGACAUGUCACCAAUAGCGAAUCGAGCGAGAAACUGAAGCUUCGGGCAGCAGCAAUGAGAAAGGAAAACAGUGAAAAGAGCACUCACCUGAAAAGCGAUGCCUAA
Molecule: messenger RNA, 2655 nt
Organism: Clavispora lusitaniae ATCC 42720
Lineage: Eukaryota; Fungi; Ascomycota; Pichiomycetes; Serinales; Metschnikowiaceae
Gene: TPS2
Product: trehalose-phosphatase
Biological process (GO): trehalose biosynthetic process; fungal-type cell wall organization; cellular response to heat
Cellular component (GO): alpha,alpha-trehalose-phosphate synthase complex (UDP-forming); cytosol
Molecular function (GO): trehalose-phosphatase activity
Source: RefSeq, a predicted model, not a curated record